This is a messenger RNA of Mucor velutinosus, 423 nucleotides long. It is a transcript of the gene AOS1, whose product is annotated as E1 ubiquitin-activating protein aos1. NCBI's taxonomy places the organism in Eukaryota, Fungi, Mucoromycota, Mucoromycetes, Mucorales, Mucoraceae. The coding region runs from base 1 to 423 and encodes 140 amino acids. The transcript is spliced from 2 exons. The record is from RefSeq and is a predicted model, not a curated record.
AUGAAUCAAAAUCAACAAGUGAAGAGAAAGACAAUUGAUGACUACGAUAUGAACAAAGAGGACACAGUGAAGCGUAUGAUGCAUGCAUUGCCUUCCACUUCCUCUUAUCCAUUAACACAAGAUUACUUGCCUUCACCGGCAGAAGAUCACCAUAUGGAAGAGAUUCUAGUCCAACCUACACAUACAACAUGCACAGCGCCAACAGCAGUACCUGCUCCAUCACCACAAACAGCACAAUCAGAUUUACCAAUGCGUCCUUCAACGCCACCUCUAGGAAUGACUUUAUCUCACUACAAUCCUGAAACUGGGUCCUACACAUCAUCACAAAUCAACUCUGACAACGAGAUCAAAGACAGAAUAUGCUCUGGAAUGACUCCUGUGUAUCGUGCGCCAUUUGAGAGAUGGGGAUCUUGUCUUAUUUAA